This is a messenger RNA of Opisthorchis viverrini, 201 nucleotides long. RefSeq lists its product as hypothetical. Lineage: Eukaryota; Metazoa; Platyhelminthes; Trematoda; Opisthorchiida; Opisthorchiidae. Bases 1 to 201 code for a protein of 66 amino acids. The record is from RefSeq and is a predicted model, not a curated record. The transcript has a single exon.
AUGUCACCAUACGCCUUUGAGACAGCCCUGCUUGAAGCCAUUCUGGAAGGCGGCACGAUGCAAAACAAGUCUCUUCCUAAUCGUACGACACCCGGCCAGUUCCACGACAUAUCGGACCUUCUCCUCUCCUUGAUCCCUUCCGAUACUCGUGGUCUGUUCUCCGUGCAUCCAGUUGAAGCAGGCAGCAUUUCCUUCCUGUGA